Molecule: messenger RNA, 339 nt
Organism: Haemonchus placei
Lineage: Eukaryota; Metazoa; Nematoda; Chromadorea; Rhabditida; Trichostrongylidae
Source: the annotation of a GenBank genome assembly
AUGAUUUCUAAAGUUUUGCUUGCUGUGCUAUGCUUGAUCGCCGUACUUUGUAUGGUUGAUGCCCAAUGGGGUUAUGGUGGCUUCGGUAGAGGAUAUUAUGGUGGAUACGGUGGACAUUAUGGAGGUUACGGGUACCGACCAUACUUCCGUCGAUCAUUCUAUGGAGCUCACUCGAAAGGUUCGUCAUUUCAGGGUACCGACCAUACUUCCGUCGAUCGUUCUAUGGAGGGUAUCCUGGUUAUGGAUACGGAGGCGGCUACGGUUAUGGUCACGGAUUUUACGGAUAACUCUUCAGUACGUGGAUUCCUAACGGACAGGCACGCCUACCUCUUGAUAUGA